AUGUCGAAAAUUAAACUACAAAUUCAGAAUAGCUGCAACAUUUUCUAUAAGAAUUCUUCUUAAGUAAUUUAACCAUAUCCAUUUUAAUCUAAUUGCUUUGAUAAAUUAUCUAAUUUCUCUUUUGGUAUAUGUAUUUCUCUCAAAAGUUUCUUUACUUAUAAUUGCUUAAUUAUCCUCUAUGGUCUCUAUCUAUUUGUUAGAAUAGCGUUAAUGAUUUUUCUUGAUUAAAUCGCUAAAGAUGAAUUCUAUUUUGAAAGAUAACAAUUUUUACCCUAAUAAUCAAUUCUACCAUUGCAAUUUUAAUCGAUUAUACCAAUUGACUAUCCCUUAAUUAUGUUAAUAUUGCACUCCUGCCAUGAUCUGACAGAAUAUAUCUAUCAUUGUAUGUCACUAUUAUUAUCCAAAUUUAUACUCUAAAUAGAACUCAGUAGGGGCUGCUUAAACUUCUAUUUAAAAUAAAGAACAUUUACUAUGUGA
Paramecium tetraurelia is the source of this 477-nucleotide messenger RNA. RefSeq lists its product as uncharacterized. The transcript has 3 exons. The record is from RefSeq and is a predicted model, not a curated record. NCBI's taxonomy places the organism in Eukaryota, Ciliophora, Oligohymenophorea, Peniculida, Parameciidae.